GCCGCGGCUCGCUCUGUCCACCCGCACGGGAUUGGGGCGCGAGGGCCAUGGGCGCGCUCCCCUGAGGCGGAGGUCACGGGCGGGAGGGGAGGAGGCCCGACCGAGGGAGCUGCGGAGGCCGCGGGCCGGUGACUGGGCGCGAGGCCGGCGGCGCCGGCCCCACCAUCGCCGCCGCCACCACCACCACCACCACCAUGUCGCGCUCCGUGCUGCAGCCUAGUCAGCAGAAGCUGGCGGAGAAGCUCACCAUCCUCAACGACCGGGGCGUCGGCAUGCUCACCCGCCUCUACAACAUCAAGAAGGCUUGUGGAGACCCCAAGGCAAAACCAUCCUACCUUAUUGACAAAAACCUGGAAUCUGCUGUGAAAUUCAUAGUCAGAAAAUUCCCUGCUGUAGAAACUCGCAACAACAAUCAACAGCUUGCACAACUGCAGAAAGAAAAAUCAGAGAUUCUGAAAAAUCUGGCAUUAUAUUACUUCACAUUUGUAGAUGUUAUGGAAUUUAAGGACCAUGUUUGUGAAUUGCUGAAUACUAUUGAUGUUUGCCAAGUCUUCUUUGACAUUACUGUAAAUUUUGAUUUAACAAAGAACUACUUAGAUUUGAUCAUAACAUAUACAACACUAAUGAUACUGCUGUCUCGAAUUGAAGAAAGGAAGGCAAUCAUUGGAUUAUACAACUAUGCUCAUGAGAUGACCCAUGGGGCAAGUGACCGAGAAUACCCACGCCUUGGUCAGAUGAUUGUGGAUUAUGAAAACCCUUUAAAGAAAAUGAUGGAAGAAUUUGUGCCUCAUAGCAAGUCUCUUUCAGAUGCACUAAUUUCUCUUCAGAUGGUGUAUCCUCGAAGGAACCUUUCAGCUGACCAGUGGAGAAAUGCCCAGUUGCUGAGUCUCAUCAGUGCCCCCAGCACAAUGCUUAAUCCCGCACAGUCUGACACUAUGCCUUGUGAAUAUCUCUCUUUGGAUGCCAUGGAAAAAUGGAUUAUCUUUGGCUUUAUUUUGUGCCAUGGGAUCCUCAAUACUGAUGCAACUGCCCUGAACCUUUGGAAGCUAGCUCUUCAAAGUAGCUCUUGCCUCUCUCUCUUUCGGGACGAAGUUUUCCACAUUCAUAAAGCUGCAGAAGACUUAUUUGUAAACAUUCGAGGCUAUAAUAAGCGUAUUAAUGACAUAAGAGAAUGCAAAGAGGCAGCUGUGUCACAUGCUGGUUCAAUGCACAGAGAAAGACGCAAGUUUUUAAGGUCUGCACUGAAAGAAUUGGCUACUGUCCUCUCUGAUCAGCCUGGCUUGCUAGGUCCUAAGGCACUUUUUGUUUUUAUGGCAUUAUCCUUUGCCCGUGAUGAAAUUAUCUGGCUACUUCGUCAUGCAGAUAACAUGCCAAAGAAGAGUGCAGAUGACUUUAUAGAUAAGCACAUUGCUGAAUUAAUAUUUUAUAUGGAAGAGCUUAGAGCACAUGUAAGGAAAUACGGACCUGUAAUGCAGAGAUAUUAUGUGCAGUACCUUUCUGGCUUUGAUGCUGUUGUCCUCAAUGAGCUUGUGCAGAAUCUUUCUGUUUGCCCUGAAGAUGAAUCAAUCAUCAUGUCCUCUUUUGUUAACACUAUGACUUCUCUAAGUGUAAAACAAGUUGAAGAUGGGGAAGUAUUUGACUUCAGAGGAAUGAGAUUAGAUUGGUUUCGAUUACAGGCAUAUACGAGUGUCUCUAAGGCUUCACUUAGCCUUUCAGAUCACAGAGAACUUGGAAAGAUGAUGAAUACAAUAAUUUUUCACACAAAAAUGGUAGAUUCCUUGGUGGAAAUGUUGGUGGAAACAUCAGAUCUCUCCAUAUUUUGUUUUUAUAGUCGUGCUUUUGAGAAGAUGUUUCAACAGUGUUUGGAGUUACCCUCUCAAUCAAGAUACUCAAUUGCAUUUCCAUUACUUUGCACUCAUUUUAUGAGUUGCACACAUGAACUGUGUCCAGAAGAGAGACAUCAUAUUGGAGAUCGCAGUCUUUCCUUAUGUAAUAUGUUCCUUGAUGAAAUGGCCAAACAAGCUCGAAAUCUCAUCACUGAUAUUUGCACAGAACAGUGUACUCUUAGUGACCAGUUGUUGCCCAAGCAUUGUGCCAAAACCAUCAGUCAAGCAGUGAAUAAGAAGUCAAAAAAACAGACUGGUAAGAAAGGGGAACCUGAAAGGGAAAAACCAGGAGUUGAAAGCAUGAGGAAAAACAGGCUGGUCGUGACCAACCUUGAUAAGUUGCACACUGCACUUUCCGAGUUGUGUUUCUCUAUAAAUUAUGUACCAAACAUGGUGGUUUGGGAACAUACCUUUACCCCACGAGAAUAUUUGACUUCUCAUCUGGAAAUCCGCUUUACUAAGUCAAUUGUUGGAAUGACUAUGUAUAAUCAAGCCACACAGGAAAUUGCAAAACCAUCAGAGCUUCUAACAAGUGUAAGAGCAUACAUGACUGUACUCCAGUCAAUAGAAAACUAUGUGCAAAUUGAUAUUACAAGAGUAUUUAAUAAUGUUCUUCUUCAACAAACACAACAUUUAGACAGUCAUGGAGAACCAACCAUUACGAGUCUGUACACAAAUUGGUAUUUGGAAACUUUGUUAAGACAAGUCAGCAAUGGUCAUAUAGCUUAUUUCCCUGCAAUGAAAGCUUUUGUGAACUUACCUACGGAAAAUGAAUUAACAUUUAAUGCAGAGGAAUAUUCUGACAUAUCAGAAAUGAGGUCAUUAUCAGAGCUGCUUGGCCCAUAUGGUAUGAAGUUCCUAAGUGAAAGCCUUAUGUGGCAUAUUUCAUCACAAGUUGCUGAACUUAAGAAACUUGUGGUGGAGAAUGUUGAUGUGCUAACACAAAUGCGGACCAGCUUUGACAAACCCGACCAGAUGGCUGCCCUCUUUAAAAGAUUAUCAUCUGUUGACAGUGUCUUGAAGAGGAUGACAAUAAUUGGUGUGAUUUUAUCCUUCCGAUCAUUGGCACAGGAAGCACUCAGAGAUGUCUUGUCCUACCACAUUCCUUUUCUUGUCAGUUCAAUUGAAGAUUUCAAGGACCACAUUCCAAGGGAAACUGAUAUGAAGGUUGCAAUGAAUGUGUAUGAAUUAUCAUCAGCUGCUGGAUUACCUUGUGAGAUUGAUCCUGCCUUGGUGGUAGCUCUUUCCUCACAAAAAUCAGAAAACAUAAGUCCAGAAGAAGAAUAUAAAAUUGCCUGCCUCCUAAUGGUGUUUGUGGCCGUUUCUUUGCCCACACUGGCCAGUAACGUGAUGUCUCAGUAUAGCCCUGCUAUAGAAGGGCACUGCAACAACAUACAUUGCUUGGCCAAAGCCAUCAACCAGAUCGCUGCAGCUUUGUUUACAAUUCACAAAGGAAGCAUUGAAGAUCGGCUUAAAGAAUUUUUGGCGCUUGCAUCUUCCAGUCUACUGAAAAUUGGCCAGGAGACAGAUAAAACAACUACACGAAAUAGAGAAUCUGUUUAUUUACUGCUAGAUAUGAUUGUGCAGGAAUCCCCAUUCCUGACAAUGGAUCUUUUGGAAUCUUGUUUUCCUUAUGUCUUGCUGAGAAAUGCAUACCACGCUGUCUACAAGCAAAGUGUUACAUCCUCUGCAUAAAAUACCUACUUAUUGAAGACAAGCACGCAUUUUUGUUGCCUCUGUUUUACCUGUAAACUGUGGAACUGUUUGACCUUAAGACCUGAAAAACAGUUUUGUGGAUUAUAAAUUUCUUUCAUAUGGUUGUAUUUUCUGAUCAUCAGUUUCUUAAUACAGUUGUACUUCAGUAUACUUGGUUGAUUUA
Budorcas taxicolor (takin) is the source of this 3765-nucleotide messenger RNA. It is a transcript of the gene NCKAP1, whose product is annotated as NCK associated protein 1. The transcript is spliced from 31 exons. Gene Ontology annotation, biological process: cell migration; cortical actin cytoskeleton organization; cell projection assembly. The record is from RefSeq and is a predicted model, not a curated record. Bases 195 to 3581 code for a protein of 1128 amino acids. NCBI's taxonomy places the organism in Eukaryota, Metazoa, Chordata, Mammalia, Artiodactyla, Bovidae. Gene Ontology annotation, cellular component: SCAR complex.